This is a messenger RNA of Bicyclus anynana (squinting bush brown), 5047 nucleotides long. Its product is annotated as cyclin-dependent kinase-like 1. Lineage: Eukaryota; Metazoa; Arthropoda; Insecta; Lepidoptera; Nymphalidae. Gene Ontology annotation, molecular function: ATP binding; cyclin-dependent protein serine/threonine kinase activity. Gene Ontology annotation, biological process: protein phosphorylation. Gene Ontology annotation, cellular component: nucleus. The coding region runs from base 197 to 1873 and encodes 558 amino acids. The record is from RefSeq and is a predicted model, not a curated record. The transcript has 15 exons.
CCCGCGCGCUCUACGCCGUAGCAACGCUACGAGGCACGUGUUUAUAAAACUUUAAUUAGUGCUACACAACCUGCAUGGAUACUUGCCAAAGAGGUUCACCACAGUAGAGGUUUUACGUUUGUGCAAAAUUGGAAAUACCAUUGUUGAAAUGAGGAUCAUCAUCGUCCACCUCUGAAGAUGCCUGAGCGCCGACACGAUGCGCGACCGUCGCCUCUCCCCCUCCACCCCUAGGAGCAGAGCCAUGGACAAGUAUGAGCAGUUGGCUGUUGUAGGCGAGGGCUCGUACGGCGUGGUGCUGAAGUGCCGGCGCCGCGACACGGGCCAGCUGGUGGCCAUCAAGAAGUUCCUCGAGACAGAAGAUGACGCGGCCGUCAAGAAGAUGGCGCUGCGAGAGAUUAGGAUGCUUAAGAAACUCAGGCACGACCACCUGGUGAACAUGAUAGAGGUGUUCCGUCGGAAGCGGCGGUUCUACCUGGUGUUCGAGUACCUUGACCACACACUGCUGGACGAGCUGGAGUCGUCUCCAGGCGGGCUGGGGGAAGACACCGCCAAGAAACACCUUUACCAGCUGCUCAAAGGCAUCGAGUAUUGUCAUCAGAAUUCGAUAAUACAUCGAGACGUUAAACCAGAGAACGUGCUCGUCUCCAACAACGGGAUCGUGAAGCUGUGCGACCUUGGGUUCGCGAGAGCUCUGGCCGCCCCUGGAGAGCCGUACACGGAGUACGUGGCGACAAGGUGGUACAGAGCUCCGGAGUUACUGGUCGCUGAGCACAGGUACGGUCCGGAGGUCGACAUCUGGGCGAUAGGAUGCCUGUUCGCGGAGAUGCUCACUGGUGACCCGCUGUUCCCCGGUGACUCCGAUAUCGACCAGCUGGCGCUUAUUAUCAAGAUCGUUGGUAAACUAGCGCCCCGCCACCAGCACGUGGUGUCGCGGCUGUCUGGCGGCGCGGCGCUGGCGGCGGGCGGUGCGACUGCGCGAGGCGCUCUACCGGGCGCGGCGCACGCGCGGGAGCUGCUCGCCGCGUGUCUGCGCACCGAGCCGCGCGCGCGACCCUCCGCCUCCGCUCUACUGCGGCACAAAUACUUCAUCUUGGAUGGAUUUACUGAAAACUUUAUCGCUGAACUCCGGAAAAAAUUGGGAAAAGAUAUACAAACACCUCCGCCUCAACACGGAGCGGCGAGAGUCGCCGGCAAACCGCGUCAGCAAUGGACGUUGAAUAUUGUAUCGGAUUACAACCGAUCUCGCACUAGUAGCACGGCGGGAGAAUCGUUAAUUGAUUAUAACUACAAUCCUGGUGCUGAAAUUCAAAUGGAAACUACAUCUAUGGAAAGGAGAUCCCAGCAACAAAUGACAACGCAACAUGCUGACGAGACCUACAUAAUAGGCAAUUCAAACAUGACAGCCCCGAGCAGCUCGACGACAUGCGCUAGUGUCGCGCCGAUGGGUGCGGACGCAACGCUGACGGGUGCGAGCGCAUCGAUGACGGGUGCAGUCGCGCCGGUGACGGGUGCGAACGCGACGGUGACGGGUGCUCGGCCAGCGUUGCCUCGCUCCCUGGCGCGCGCUAUCGAGCAAACGUUCAACACUUUCCCCGUGCCCGGCAAUACUUAUCCAAGGACGCCGUAUAUUAAAAAGGUGAACAGUAAGUUGGUGUUGGAAGACGAGCUGGUGCGCGGUCGCGUCGCCACCAAGAAGGCGACCAAGAAGACGCCACCAGACUUCUCGCUACCAUACGUGCCCGGAGCGAGCAAUAGUCCAAUGAAGAAAGCGAAAAAACCGGUGGCCUCAAACUUGGGGACCAAAUCAUAUGACUACUGGGACAGUAAUAUAACUCCCAACUCUCGGACGCCUACAAACCUACCCUACAUGUGACUGUAUGGCCAUGGCUUGUGGAGGAGCCAUCAUUGAAAAUUUUCGUCGAUAUUUUCAAAAUAAUCAAUACAAAAACUCCACUUUUUAGAUUGAACAACGUUACCUUACCCUAUAUAGAUGUACAAAGUAAACAAUUUUGCAUCUAGAAUAAAAGCUGAUGCAACUUUGCGGAAGUUUGUAAAUACGAUACAAUGAAUAAUUUUAUUUUGCCAUUUUUCUUGAAAACAUACAAAAUCCAUGCGUUAACUAACUCCACAAAUAUCCAAAAAAUACUCUGCAAGCACGAAUUACUAAUACAAUAUAGACUAUCCUCGGGCGCUAACUCGAAAAAAUGCAAUUGCAAAGUUGCCACAAAUUUUCGCGGAAAAUUGCAAAGUAUAUUAGAUUUUAUAUCACGACGUGUUAUGUAUGACAAACAAUAAUCUUACUUGACUUGACAAACUUGAUAUCGGUAUUAUUGCUUUAAAUAGAAAAAAAAAAAUGUAUAAAUUGUAAUAAUACACUGGUAAGAAUAUUUAUGUUAAUUCAAUAUUAUUUGGAUUCCAGCGGCAUUACGUCAUAAUCUGCGUGUAUAUCGUUUUUUUUUUUUAAUAUUUUGUUUUCUUUUUGCAUUUUUCUCGAUUUCAUUUAAUUCAGUGGUCAAUUUUAUUAAACAAAAAAUAUUUUUUUUGGACGUUGCGUUGUUGAAAAACUACUAAGUUGACAAGUUGAGAAUAUAAUUUGUCAUAUAUAAGUAAACUUAAGAGUUUAAUAAUGAGAGAUUGAUACUGACAUUUUGAUGGUGUAUUAGGAUAAUAUAGUAAUUUAAAGUUAAAUUUUUUUUUUUUUUAAAUAUUAAUUUUGUUAGCUGCGUCCAUUCGUAGCGGGAAUUCCCUGAACUGCUAACCUGAGAACUAGACUCAGGAAUUCGGUUUGGCUAAUGCUAGCCACAAACGGUCAACUAUUCUCACGUUUCUCUAGCACCCACGACUAUAAUUGAUCGUGUGUUGGUCACUGCGUACAUGACUUGUAUAGUAUGCCGCGUGGGUACUGCCGUUUGUUUCAGAAACGUGAGAAUAAUUGACCGUCAAUGAUGACCAUUAUGUAGCGAGUUGACACCACGAACGCCUUUGAGUGCGUGUAUGUCAUCAGCAACUUAUCACGUCAUAAUUAUACAGGAGGAGGCGUGUGGUAUAGAAAUCCAUUUACCAAAAAAACGUUGCUUGGCAACCUCUUACAGACAGAUAAUACAUAGCCGGCUCGACCUUAAGGCGAACAGGGCAGUCGCUCCAGGCACCAAAUCCCAGAGGGCGCUCAAAUGGUAAAGAACGCUGGUCACUCCAGAUUAUGGUCGAGAUCUUCACAUUCCAUACUUUGCACUCACAAUUGGUAUUAUUAGGAGCAAAACAGGAGAGGCGCCAUAAUUGGAUCUCGCUCCGUUCUAAAAUGUACUUCGGGUCGGCGCUGAGAUAAUAUUUUACAAAUAUGUUUCUGCUUUGCUAACGCUACUGCAUUUCUUCUACAAUGACGAAUUGUAUUCUGAAGGUAAAAUAUGUUUGACAAACAGUGAAAACGGUUCUUGCAUUCUUACGGCAUGCAAUGCACUUAUUACGAACCUGGAAGUGUAGGUAUUAGAGAACGUUUCUAUGUUGUACAAUUGGGGCAUACCCUACUUAAAACCUAGUGCACGCCUCAGACGGCAUGCGUAAACGAGCUCUAUCUACCAAUACAAAUUAAACUAUCGUAGAAAAUCCUUGAAAUUAGUGAUUUAUUUAUUAUUUAUUAGCAAAAAUUUGUCAUUAGUUUAAAAUAAUUUAUGAUAUUUGUAUGUAAAUUUACCUAUAUGAAGGUAUCUCGAAUAUCUUUAAUUUUACUUACAGAAAAAAAUUCAAAUAAUUUAUUGCAAUUAAUAUAGAUGUUAUGUUUUAGAUCAUGUGUAGAAUUAUAAAAAUAAAUAUUAUCUAUAUAUAUUUAAAAUAACGAAUUUAGAAGAAUUUUUGUAGUAGACAUUUCUAUGAUAAAUAUAGUGGUUAUAUGUAAAUAUGUACAUUGUAAAACUGCAGUUGAUACACGCUAUAUUAAAAAUUUCUACAUUACAAUUUUUUUUUAAUUUAUCACCCUAAGGUUUGGUAUACCUUUUAUCAGUAUCAACCCAUAUCAAAGGUAUCAACCUAUUAUAUGGCUGAACCCAUUAUUGGGUUGGCUCCGGUAGAAGCCCAACGUUAUAAAAAUACAGGCUUUGAUGGGGUUCAAAUCUUCUCUCAGAAUGACAGGAGUUAGGCUAAUAGUCCACCACGCUGGCCCAAUACGGAUUGGCAGACUUCACACACGCAGAUAAUUAAGAAAAUUCUCUAGUAUGCAGGUUUCCUCACAAUGUUUCACUCGGCUACCAUGGCUAGAAUUACGUUUAUGCAUUUGUAGACCCAUCAGAUAAGAGCCGUGAUAGCCCAGUGGAUAUGACCUCUGCCUCCGAUUCCGGAGGGUGUGGAUUUGAAUCGGGUUCGGGGCAUGCACCUCCAACUUUUCAGUUAUGUGCAUUUAUAGAAAUUAAAUAUCACGUGUCUCAAACGGUAAAGGAAAAAUAACGCAAGAAAACCUGCAUACCAGAGAAUUUUCUUAAUAUUUGUGUCUAUUUGUUUCUGUCCUUUGCCACAGAAAACAUAUGUGAUAUAUGAAAACAAGUACCUUUGCUACAUUUUAUCGAGUGAGUUUUAAGAGGAGUGCACAUCAGACUAUCAGUUUUUUUUUGUAUUUUGAAUUAAUAUAAUUGUGGCCUUUUCCGCCUCCCCCUUUCGAAUGUCUUGCGGGACAAUUGCCCCCCAAAACCUUCCCCACUUUAUUGCCGUGUUUUACGUAAAUAACCCUUAGCCAACGAUAAUAAAAUAAUCAUUGCCCUUAGCAGGUUUUUUUUUUUAUAUUAUAACUAGCUGCGAUAAAGUAGCCUACAUAUUUAUCCAGGCUAUAAUCUAUCUCAAUUCCAAAUUUCAGCCAAUUCAGUUCAGUAGUCACGACGUGAAAGAGUAACAAAAUUUACACCAUAUGUUCGCAAAUCUCGCAAAUACUUUUCGGGAUAAAAGUAGCAUUCUAGUUAAUCUAGUAUAUAAUCUAUCUACGUUUUAAAUUUCAACCAAAUCGAUUCAGUAGUUGCGGCGUUAUUGAGUAACAAACAUUCAAACAUACAUACACACUUCCGCG